This is a messenger RNA of Homarus americanus (American lobster), 2516 nucleotides long. RefSeq names its product protein O-linked-mannose beta-1,2-N-acetylglucosaminyltransferase 1-like. The record is from RefSeq and is a predicted model, not a curated record. Bases 1 to 1290 code for a protein of 429 amino acids. The transcript has 8 exons. Gene Ontology annotation, molecular function: beta-1,3-galactosyl-O-glycosyl-glycoprotein beta-1,3-N-acetylglucosaminyltransferase activity. NCBI's taxonomy places the organism in Eukaryota, Metazoa, Arthropoda, Malacostraca, Decapoda, Nephropidae. Gene Ontology annotation, biological process: protein O-linked glycosylation via N-acetylgalactosamine. Gene Ontology annotation, cellular component: Golgi membrane.
AUGCAGAAAGACCUGAAUGAACUGUUCAAAUGGUAUCGAGACUGGCAAAUGCUCUUUGACAUUAUGAAAAGCAAGAGCUUACACCCAUACCUGCAGCUGGAGGAAGUGAUCCCCGUGGCGCUCGUGACCGCCAGACGCUUCCCGACGGUGCUGAGGCAGGUGCAGCAGCUGUGGCAGAGCCCAGGAGGAAGCCAGACGCCUCUCGCCAUCCUGGUGGACGGUCACAACACCCAGGCUCACAUGCUGGCCCAGAUCCUCAACAUCACUGCUAUAUUUCAUGACAACCCUGUACCUAAAGGCACUAAACACAGAGUCAACCAGCACAUCAAGUUCUCCCUCAGAACAAUCUUCGAGUUGUAUCCAGAGGUUGACAAGGCUAUCAUCCUCGAGGACGACCUCUCCCUCGCCCCGGACUUUAUAAGCUACUUCCAACAGACAUCACUGUUGAUGAGCGUGGACAAGACGGUGCUGUGUGUAAACGCGUACAGCUACAGCGCCUUCCCCCACACGGCCUCUGACCCGAGUCGUAUCUACCGCGUCCACUCCUAUCCUUACUACGGAUGGAUGACCAGCAGGGUCCACGCCCUCACGAUGCUCGGCAACUGGGCGCCCCUUGACAUAAACGCCGACUGGGACCUGUACGUGCGCCACUACCACGUGGACGCCACCCACGAAGUGAUCAUCCCAGAGGUACCGAGGACAAGGCACGAGGGCGGCGGGGGUGUACACGUCACGGGGCUCGAACAGGAGACCACGUAUGACCAACGACCCCUCAACACCCUCCACAACGUGACCAUCAACCUGCGUCGACAGUGGCACCUCGCCUACGCCCUCGACUUGAUGGCCACUAUCAAGGGCGCGACCGUCGUCAAAAUCACCAAGCAUCCGUGUGUGGAGUAUCCCAUCCCCAAGUACCUGAAGGACAAGACCCACGUGAUAUAUAUAUACGUGACGAGUGAGGAAGACAAGGAACAUUCCUUCACGGUGUUAGGCAAGUGUUUGGGGUUCUACUACCAGAACCUCCAUGAGAGCUACCAUGGUACCGUCUCCUUUAAGUUCUUCGAGACGCCCGUCAUCCUCAUCCCCUGUCACUCCACAGUCUACUGUGACGAGGUGCCUGACAGUCUCAUCUACCGUCCCACGAAGGCGGACUUUACAUACGCCAAGAAGCACUCAUGGAAACACACCAACUCCACCGCCCAAUUGCUGUGGCGCGCCCCUCCCAGAUACCCUGAAGAAGAGUUCAACCUCAUCAACGUCAGAGGGGUCGAGAUCCACAUUAUCGAAUGAUGGGUAUUACUGUAGUGUGUGUGUGUGUGUGUGUGUGUGACCUGCCUCACCUGGAAUAUGUAGCCAGAACCUGGGAGUUCUCUACCCUGGGCUAUGUAGGACGUGGAACCUGCCUUACCUGGGACAGAUUCCAGAAAUUACGGGACAUCUCGUCUCACCUAUGGCACCUGACCCUCCUUAAGACAUGUAUACAACUGUAAAUAACAAGUAAAAUGUAAUUAAUAAGUUAAAAUGCAUUCAUACAAUAUUGUUAACCAUUUUUAGUACUCACGUCAAAUAUUGAUAUCCAAUGACUAUAGCGGCCUGUGUGAAGAUUGAUAUUGAUGUUAUUGACGAUACGAAAUAUUGAUGGAACUUGGAUUGAUGAGUUUCAAAAUAUUUCUGCAAUUGUCAUCAAGUAUUAACCGCGUGAAGCUAAUACUGACAAUAUUAUUACUCCAGUAUGGCGACAGGCGUCAUUGCGUGUACAUCUACUGCCGGGGGUUUCUGAUAAUGUUAUGCCUUUAUUUCAACAACUUGUUUCUCUCGUAUUUUAUUAUUAUUUUUUUAAUUUAAUUAUGUUUCAUUAAGCAUGCCUCAGAUUUUAUACUUAUUAUCAUCUUUCUCAUUAAUUAGUUAGCUGGUAACGCUGCCAACACUCAGACCAGCCUAACAGUACAUAAACUAAGGUUUCCGCCUUAAAACGUCGUAAAUUAUUUCUGGCAUGCAAAUUAUACAGAAUGAAAGAAGGGCGAUACUUAUAUAACAAUUAAAUACUCUUUAUUAUAGGUAAGUGUUAGUAUCUAUGAACAGUCUGAAUCAUCAAUUAUAAAAAUAAAGAAUCGCCACUUGGGUCCAUGCAAUGUUUGUUAAACACUCAUUUAACUUGCGAAAAAAAAGAGAACCAGUUGGUCUGCUUUAUAGUUAAAAAAAAUAAGCACCUUUAAUUAACAACCAUAAUAAUAUCACAUUACUUAGAGCACACAUAAGCACCUGGUUACAGAUCAACUGUCAACUCUUAGGUACAGUAACUCACUAGGCCGUAAAGACAGUCUGAGUUCUUACCCAAAUACAGGCAAUCUCUGUACUAUAAAUAGUAUAUCUUAGCGGUAAGACUUUAACAUAGGGCCCCAGUCAUUAAGACAGCCUCGAUUCACUUAUUGUACUUAACACUCAUACACAGUACAAGCAACGUCUGUACUAAUAUACUCGUACACACUACUGCCCUAAGACAGAAGCUAACCUAA